This is a messenger RNA of Sclerotinia sclerotiorum 1980 UF-70, 1596 nucleotides long. RefSeq lists its product as hypothetical. Gene Ontology annotation, cellular component: membrane. The record is from RefSeq and is a predicted model, not a curated record. Gene Ontology annotation, molecular function: carbohydrate:proton symporter activity. The coding region runs from base 1 to 1596 and encodes 531 amino acids. The transcript is spliced from 6 exons. Gene Ontology annotation, biological process: carbohydrate transport; transmembrane transport. NCBI's taxonomy places the organism in Eukaryota, Fungi, Ascomycota, Leotiomycetes, Helotiales, Sclerotiniaceae.
AUGUUUAACACCACCAAUAAGAGAUGGUACAAUUGGUACAUAUCUAUGGUGGCAGCAGCAUGCAUGGUAUUAUACGGUUAUGAUGCAUCUGUUUUCAACGCAUGUCAAAAUUCUAAACAUUGGGUUGCAUACUUCAAUAAACCAAGUACAUAUAAAAUCGGUCUCGUAAACACAUCUUACAACAUCGGUGGCAUCGUGUCAGGAUUCUUCUUCGGUGGACCAAUCGCUGAUCGACUCGGACGAAGAUGGGGAAUGGGAAUCGGUUGUUUGUUAACUAUCAUUGCGACUUUCGUGCAGUGUUUCGCUCCGAGAGGAGAUCUUAAUGCUUUUAUUGGUGGUCGUGUUAUUAUUGGUUUGGGACAAGGAAUUGCUCUGACUGCUGGUCCGGUUUAUAUUGGUGAACUUGCACCGCCAGAGAUUCGCGGUAAGAUCAUGGGAUUCUGGCAAUUGUUCUACUCAGUCGGUUCGUUCAUCGCCUACUGGAUUGCCUUCGCCACCGGAAAACACACUGUCGCCCUCGGAGAUUGGGAUUGGAAAACAAUUGUCAUUUUCCAAAUGUUGGUUCCAAUCAUCAUCUGUAUUCUUCUUCCCUUCAUCCCAGAAACCCCUCGUUGGUACAUUCGAAACGGAAACAUUGAAGGGGCCCGUAAUUCCCUCCUCCUCGUCCGCGACACCGAACAAGAAGUCGAAGAUGAACUUCUCCAAAUUAGAGAAGCGCUUGAAUAUGAAAAGGAACAAACGUCUACUAGUUCCUACAAAGCAUUAUGGAUGGAUAAAUCCGUUCGAAGGAGAAUGUGGAUUGCUUUUAUCAUCAACGGAGGUCAACAACUCACCGGUCAAGGAAGUCUUAAUAGUUAUUCUUCGGCGAUCUAUAAGGGUAUCUACAAAGAUGCUGAAACUAUCAAUCUCAUCAACGCUAUCAACGGUACCUGCGGUAUUCUCUUCACUCUCAACGCGGUCUGGACCGUGGAUCGCUACGGACGUAAAUUCCUCUUCAUCGUCGGCGGUUUCGGUAUGGCUCUUUGCAUGAUCGCUUUUGCUUCAGUGGGUAUAGCGACACCCAACGAGUAUUAUCUUAACGGCACGACGAGAACUCUUACGAAAGAUCAACCAGUUGGUAUCGCUCUUACGUUCUUGUUGUUUUUGUUCAUCUUCUUUUAUAAACCUACUUGGGGAGCAACAACUUGGAUUUGGACGUCGGAAAUUUUUAGUAUGAAUGUUAGGGCUCAGGCAGUGGGUAUGUGCAGUCAGUGGCAGAAUGUGUCGAAUUUGAUUUUUAAUCAAUUCUUCCCUGUUUUCUUGGCAAAGUGUAGUUUCUACACAUUCUACUUCUUCGGCGGCCUCAACUGUCUCCUCGCUCUCUUCGUCAUCUUCGUCGUCCCCGAAACCCGAAACAUCAUGCUCGAGGAAAUGGACGUCCUUUUCGGUGGCGUGAAUCAUGUAGAGAAAGGAGGUGCACGUCUAGGACUCGAGGAUUCACAUCACGCGAAUGCGAAUGUGCAUGUGCAGCAUGUAGAGAGUUUGGCGGCUAAGGGUGAGGGUGAGGGGAUUAGAGAGGUGGGGGUUGAGAAUGUGGUUUUGGGUGAGAAGGUUUAG